Messenger RNA from Seminavis robusta, 1965 nucleotides. The record is from the annotation of a GenBank genome assembly. NCBI's taxonomy places the organism in Eukaryota, Bacillariophyta, Bacillariophyceae, Naviculales, Naviculaceae.
AUGAUGAAGGCUGUUCUAGUGUUGUUGUUGGCGUCUACUUGCGUGAAUUGGAGUGCGGCUCAGGCUGAGGAUUAUUGGAGUAAAGAUCAGAUUGAUCCGACGCACCGUCAGACUCAACCUCAGGUUCAACCACAAGUUCAGGACGACACGACGCUUGCCCAUGGAUCUGUGUGGGAAGCGACGGAAGAUGAUUCCACUUGGGUGAAUUAUCCGUCUGCGGUGCGAGAUCGUCUGGAUGAGCAAUACGAUCGUCUGUCUGCCAAUCUCCCGUCGAUUAAGAUCUACCAAUUGUACCCCGAGCCCGUGAAUACGACCUUGCGCGUCUGGCCCGAGUUGAAAGGCGUCCUAAAGCGCAUGGAAGGUGUGUGGCCGCAACUCCAAGUAGCCUACUACCUCGAGACGGGCAUGGACUACGGGUGUCGACAACUCGAACAGGGAAUUGAAAAGCCGGUCUUGACGCAUCAUUGCCAACGCCAUUGUACCCAUGCCGGUCGCUAUUGUGCCGACAACACGGAUCAGUACCAUGGCAGCUAUGUGGUGCAAGAAGUCACACGACGCCUCUGUUUGGCGGAGCAUCUAAAGAAAUCCAAGCGGACUGGAGGCAACAAGUUUGUCCGCUAUUUGGAGGAAUUCGAAGCCAACCAGUGUGGUGAUGUUGCCAGUGGCGAGUUAGUGGCUCAAUGCAGCAAGAACAUCAUGACCACAGUACUGAGAAUUCCAGUCGAGGAGGAUGAAGAGUUGUUGGAUUGCAUGGAACCCGAUUGGACGUUAGACCAAUUUCAUGAUCCCCUCGAGCGAAAUCUAUAUCACUUUGAGCAACUCUGGCACAAACAAGAACAAUCAACGGAAACCAUGAUGCUCAUGCCCCGUGUCGAAAUCAAUGAUGUUUCCAUCAAAUCCAACCAUGUCGUGGAACGAGAAUGGACCACCAAAGACUUUCUCACUAGCUACUGCAAUGCCUUUCCUGCGUGUCUCAAUACCCACGAAAUUGGAACGCCACUGGCAUGUCCCAUUUGCGGAAAUUGUCAAGACGUACAAACCUGCAUGUGGACGCUCCAAUGCGAUGGAACACCUGCCUUGGACGACCAAAAAGUCAUGGAUAUCAACACGGGUGAUUUCGAUAAGCAAUUGUGUGACCCCAACCACGUUGUCAUUCCCACCGCACCGACGGAUGCUGCCUUGACUGAGCAGACGACACCAGCAGCCAACAAUACUGACUCCUCGAUGACCACAACCACGCCUACAGCUACUGAGAACACUCCAGUGGUAGAAUCGAGCACCAGCGCUCCAUCGGAGGUAACUGCUACAACAACUGUACUUACCGUUGAUCUCACUGCUGUACCCACCGAGAGCAAUCCAGUCGUCGACUCGACCAGCGCUCCCAAAGACGGAGAGGAACCUCCAGCAAUUACCGAACCCAACAGCAGCACCUCGAGCACCAGCGCUCCAGCGGAGGAAACCGCCCCUAUGGAAGAGAGCAAUCAAGUCGUCGAGUCGACCAGCGCUCCCAAAGACGAACCUCCAGCAAUGAUUGUUGCCGAACCCAACAACAGUAGCGCGUCCUCCGACACGAGCACAGAAAAGCGCAAUUUGAAGGCCGGAAUCAUUUUGGUCGUCGUAUCGGUGGUGGCACUCGCCGUCGCAUUUGUCUAUCGUCGUCAGCAAAAGAACAGCAGCCGCAACGAACGGCUCCGAGAAUGGAUUCAAAACAUUCAGACGGAGUAUUCCGAUCAACCCGAUGAUGAUGGCGAUGUCGAAGAGGUGUGGGGCAAGAGUGCGCGUACUUCUCGUCGAAACGACAGUAACAUUGCUCCCCGGCCUCACGAAGAUCCACUUCAAGAAGAACUCGAACAAGUCACCUUCGAAAACUUUUUGGGCGAGGACGAAACACCAGCCGUUGGUCCUCCUCCGGCCGCCUUUUCGGGUCGCAUUGAUAUCGAUGACGAUGGACACAUGUGGAUCUAG